GACAAUGAAGACAACACAUCAGGUUGCCUCUUAACGGGUUAAUACAGUAAUGGGACAUAACGGGUUAAGUUUUACUUUGAAAUAGCAGAUGACAGCGUGCUGAGCAUUUUGCAGCAGCUAUAGACGGUAGCGCAGUGAGGUCGUUCGGUUUUGUCGUUCAAUAUCAUACGCAUAUACUGUAUAUCAGGCCUAAUUUAAUUAGGGGCUUCAGUUGUUUAUUUGUUUUUUUUUUUUAAGACUCUCAGUUCAGAAAUUAUCAUGUGCUCUUCGGCUAUUGUUCUUUCGGUGAUGGUCGGUGUCAUCUGUUAUCUCCCGAUUCCAGCGUUUUCUAGCCUUUCUCCAAAUUACAGACCCAUCAUUGGGAUCGUAGCCCAAGAAAAUCUUCCCAGUGACCCUCACGCACAGGGUUCAUCUUACAUUGCUGCUUCAUAUGUGAAAUAUCUGGAGGCCGCUGGAGCCAGGGUUGUGCCACUCAGAAUAAACCGCACAAAGGAAGAAUACACCAAGUUAUUCUAUUCUAUAAAUGGAUUACUGCUUCCCGGUGGAGAUGUGGAUCUUGAAAACUCCCAGUUUGGCAGAGUAUCCAGAAUAUUCUAUGACUUGGCAAUAAAGGCAAAUGAUGCAUCAGAUUAUUUUCCCAUCUGGGGAACCUGUCAAGGAUUCCAGGAGAUGACCGUUCUCACCAGUGGCAAAAAUCUCCUGACUCUCACUGACACCAAGGCCAUAGCUCUGCCUCUGACCUUCACUUCAGUGGGUCCGAACAGCAGACUGUUCAAGAGCUUUCCAAAAGACCUUCUUCACGCACUCACCACAGAGAACAUCACUUCCAACUUCCACAAAUGGAGCCUCACUCUGCAGAAUUUCACUCGCAACAUGAAAUUGAAAAGAUUCUACAAAAUCCUGUCCACAAGUACAGAUGGGCAUAAAGAAUUCAUAUCCACAAUGGAGGCACACCGGUACCCAUUCUACGCUGUGCAGUGGCACCCGGAGAAGAGCCAGUUUGAGUGGAUAGAGAAGUCAGGCAUGGUCCACACCACCGCGGCUGUUGAUGCAGCGUAUUACACAGCCCGCUUCUUUGUGAACGAAGCAAGGAGAAACCACCACCGUUUUGCGAAUAAGAUUGAAGAGGAAAAAUCCCUGAUAUAUAACUACUCACCAGUUUUCACUAGCCUGGAAAGUAUAUUUGUGCAGAAUUAUUACUUUGAUUGAUCCUUGUCUUACAGUAAUUCUACCACAAGAUGUUGCACAGUCUAUCCCAUCAAAAUCUUGACACAUCAAGCUUACUUCACAAUAGCUGAUGGUUAAUAUAAUUGGAGGUCUUUAAUAAGCAGGUAUAAUCUAUGAAUUAUAUUACCUAUAUAACAGUUACCAUGCAUACAGGUAAUUUCAAACGCAAUGUGAGAUGUCCUCUGAUGAACUUAAUAUGUAAUACAAUCUUAAUACUGCAUUAGUGCUGGAACUGCAUUUCACCAUUGUGAGUUUGGCUAAUGUAUUACAAAUACAAUACUGACAAUUAUUUGUUAUUUUUAGAAACUGUUAUGGACUAAUGGGCUAUACAGUGCCAAUUUUAAAUGUCUUAUUUUAAAACAUCUGAUUAUCAUUUUAUAAUCAGUUUUAUUCCCUGGAUACAUGCAUUUAAUGUUACACCAAAUGGAAAAGAUGUCAUUUGAAUAAAUAGUCCAGUGAUCUCAGCAUUACGAAUGUGACAAGACUACUGAAUGUAUUAUUUAUUUUUCCCUUAACAUGGUAAUUGGGACUUCUGUGUUUCAAAGAUCCAUUACUUAUAAGUAAACAUAAAAUACAUUGUAUUUACUUGCUGUGCAGCCUUUGGACAAUAAUAUAUCAAAUUUAAAAAAUGUACACAUCAUAAAAAGGAUUAAUUCACCAAUGUUGUGAUGCAGCUCGCAUUCUCAUUUUUGAUGCUUGGCUUUUAAGGUUCAGGAUAUAACCAUAUGUAAUACUGCAACUCUUAAUAAAGUUUAGAUUCUCUGGCAUGA
Messenger RNA from Lepisosteus oculatus (spotted gar), 1997 nucleotides. RefSeq names its product gamma-glutamyl hydrolase. Gene Ontology annotation, cellular component: vacuole. Gene Ontology annotation, biological process: tetrahydrofolylpolyglutamate metabolic process. Gene Ontology annotation, molecular function: gamma-glutamyl-peptidase activity. The record is from RefSeq and is a predicted model, not a curated record. Lineage: Eukaryota; Metazoa; Chordata; Actinopteri; Semionotiformes; Lepisosteidae.